Molecule: messenger RNA, 2366 nt
Organism: Melopsittacus undulatus (budgerigar)
Lineage: Eukaryota; Metazoa; Chordata; Aves; Psittaciformes; Psittaculidae
Gene: ESCO2
Product: establishment of sister chromatid cohesion N-acetyltransferase 2
Exons: 10
Coding region: 22-2088 (688 amino acids)
Biological process (GO): mitotic sister chromatid cohesion
Cellular component (GO): nucleus; chromatin
Molecular function (GO): protein-lysine-acetyltransferase activity
Source: RefSeq, a predicted model, not a curated record
CUUUUACUGGAAAUCUAUUUCAUGCUAUCAAACACAUGUUCUUGUAGUCGCUCUGGGGGAGCAAUGGCGGCUGGUACCCCACAGAAGAGGAGCCGUAGUUCUACUGACACUGACAGUUUAUCCUUACUCUUUGAGACUCCUGUGAAAAAAAAGGUAGGAUUUUCUGAAGGUCUGUCUCCACUCAAGAAACCAAGAAAUAAUCUGUCUGCUUCUCAAAUUCAAUGGUCCUCUAGCUCCAGCGAUGAGAUGAAAGAAAACCAGACUGUCCCAGUGACACCAGGGCUCUCAAGGAGGCUGUAUAUUUCACCUCUUCAAGCAGCUAGUGUUCCCACAGCCCUGCAGAGUGAGUUCUCAAGGAAAUUAUCCCCAGAGACCGCUUCCUCGUGCAAGCUCUUCGUGCCUGUGGUGUCUUUUUAUGGCAAGGAAAAGUGCUACCUAACUUCUUAUGAGAGAAAAGAGCUGAAUGAGCACCGCUCUUUGGGUGAGAGGAACAGGGAUGAACAUCUCCCAGCUGCCAGCAGGACUGUGAACAUGAAUGCGCGCCUGAGCAGGAAUAAAAGCUUGAAGCCAACCAAGCACACGACAAAAUCCAAACAUGGCAAAACUGUCCCCAAAGCUCCUAAGAAGUCGAAGCAAGAGACAUCAGCAGAAAAAUCCAGUGUGGAGAAAGAGAACACGAAUUCUCUAGUUAAAAAGAAGAUGGAGUCACCCUUCAGAGUCCUAAGCAUGACAGUUAAACCAGCCCUGAAACUCCAGCUGGGAGCAGCAUUCUUCAAUGCUGGGAAGAAAUCACACUCUAAAAAGCCAGUUGUGGAUGCCAAGUCUCCCCCAGGUCUCCCCAAAUCUCUGCAAGAAAACAACCAGCCCAGACCACCACCAGCUAUAAAGUCCAGUUCCGCGGGUGGAAACAAAGUUGUUGAGGCAGGUGGUAUAUUGAGAAGUAUUUCUCUGCCUCAGAAGAAGGAAAAUGAAAACAGGAAGGACUCUAAAAACUGUGUAAAUCAAGGGAGAGAUGCAGCAUGUGAUGAAAAAGCAUCUCCAUUGAGAAGCAGAAGCACUUCUGGUCUGUCUUGUGCUUCCAGGUCUGCAGCUGAAGGGGUGAGCAAUACAGAGAAUGUGGAUGCCGAUGAAAUCAGUUCUACAGCCUGUGAGUCAGAUGAUGGCAUUAUUCUCUCAAGCCAGUCUCUGCAGAAGGUGAAUAAGCAAGCAUCUCCUUCAAAGGCUGUCGUCUACCCCAUAUUCAGCUCAUCCCCCACCAGCAAAAAAAGGACACAGGCUGCACUGGAUGAAGCGACUCCUCCAUUUGGAUCCAGCCCACCUGCAAAAACAUCUCACACCUCGCAGAAAAACAAGAAAGCGAAAGAACGCUGCAAGCGUUCCGGAGACCAGAUGAUCAUCGAUGCUGGUCAGAAACAUUUUGGGGCCAUAGUUUGCAAGUCGUGUGGCAUGAUCUACACUGCUGCUAGCCCGGAGGAUGAAGCCCAGCACAUCCAGCAUCAUGAGAGAUUCCUCGAGGGCCUUCGAUACCUGGGUUGGAAGAAAGAACGGGUUGUGGCAGAGUUCUGGGAUGGGAAAAUUGUAUUGAUUCUUCCCGAUGACCCAAAAUAUGCCGUCAAGAAGGCAGAAGAUGUGCGAGAGACUGUUGAUAACGAAUUGGGAUUUAAACAAGUUUCUUUGAGCUGCCCAGCCAAGACUAAAAUAUACUUGUUUGUGGCCAAUGAGAAGAUGGUUGUUGGGUGCUUAGUUGCUGAAUCCAUCAAGCAGGCUUUCCGGGUGCUGUGUGAGCCAGAAUCCGUGCCGGGAUCGCUGGGACAGGACACACUCCAAACUCAGCGGGCUUGGCGCUGCUCCACAGAACCAGAACCUGCCAUCUGCGGCGUGAGCAGGAUCUGGGUGUUCGGCCCCAGGCGUGGGAAGGGCAUCGCCCGGCGCAUGGUGGAUGUGAUGAGGAGCACAUUCAUGUACGGCUGCUGCCUGAGCAUUGAGGAAAUCGCUUUCUCCGACCCAACGCCGGAUGGCAAGCUGUUCGCCACGAAAUACUGCCGGACCCCCAACUUCCUCGUUUACAACUUCAUUUAUAACAACUGAUCUAACUUGGUGAUUUCAAGCUGGGGUUUGUUGAGAAUUUGUGUGGCUUAAAGUAACACUUGAAUGUUGGUACCUGGCCAAAUGCUGUUUUCCUGCUGAGCGCUAGUUCUUCCUCCGCUAUGAAGGAGAGAGGGUCACUUUGUGUACAGAGCUGUGUUAGAUUUUAGUGCAACCCUGCUUGGAUUUCAGGUGGGUUUGUUUCUUUUAAAACUAAAUUCUAUUACAAAUAACUUAAUUUUGUUAAAAGGUUUAAUUAAUAUAAAGAUUGCUCUUCUUUA